GCCGUCAUGUCUUUAUCCGGUCAAUGGCGUGAUAAAAUUUGAUGCUUAGAAGAGCACUGUUUUGCGAAUUCUGUACAAGUCAUUGCUUUAAUUUAGACUCCAGCUGCUCUAGACGUCUAUGAUCUGAUCCUAAACGCUUUAUUUGCUUCCAAAGGAAGCUGGCAACACCCUAAAACGGUGGACAACUUUUUGUGAGUCGAACGUACACGUCGUUCUAUUAUAUAAACGAAAUUGUAUUGUUUUAAAUUUGCCUUCGUAUGCAAGUUGAAUAAAGGUGGCUAGAAGAUUUAAAUACCGUCCAAAAUCGUGUUAAAGGCUUUGGGUGGUUUAAAAGAGGUAUAGUACAGUAAAGAGGAGUUGUUUUCGUAAAGCAGAGCAAGCGAAUUUCACGAGUUUAGUUUGUCAUUUGGUCCAUAGAAAUAGUUCCCUGUUUGUGUAUUAUUCGUCGCUCAAACUAAACUAGCUCUAUUUUCUUGCUCUGCUUUGAUCAGAAGGAAACAACCGUUUUAAAUACGAUAAAUUUUGAAAAUAUCUUGCCCUAAAUUUAGCUUUUUGUAGUAUUUAGGCUAUAAAGUAGACAACAUAUUUAUGAACAGAAAUUUGAAUAUUUUUCCCGACUAGACUUGAGACUUCGACCAGACGUGGACGGAAUGGGAAAAAACACGUUCCCUUUGCCAUUUCCUCCCGUGUUAGUUUAGUCUGUAGAGUUUAUAAACAUUGAUUUUGAUAGCUUUUCAAGACUUUAAGCGUUUGGGGCUUUUAUAUUUCGUAUUAAAAUGUGGUAAAAUUGAGUCAGCAAAUUGUUGGGUCACAUCAUAAUACAAAUAUUAUUGCUUCGCAAAAACACAAUCGGCUUGUUUUGAUGUUUUUCUGUAAAUUUUGUGCCAGGGCGGUCAUGCUUUUGUGUUGAAAUUUAGGUUAUUAAUUGUAUAUUGUAUAUCUCAGUGGUAUUAUUAACAUAUUUCCAUAUAAUGGCAAAAUUUUACGUAAAUAUCAAUACUAUAGUCAUGAAAUGGACAAUAUUUUGGAACAUUCUCGUGGCGAUUCCCCUGUACGUUUGUAUUAAAUUUCAUGAUAUUGUUAGAUCUACUAAGAGCCAUUUUAAACGCAUCAUUUCUUGUUAAAAUUGUGGUAUGUUUACAGAGCCAUAGUGGGAUUUGUAUUUGAGUAUUAUUUUCAGGUCUGAGAUAAAGAUCUCGAUAUUUUAAUCUGCCCAUUUUUGCCAAUGAACGGCCCAAAUUUCGCACGCUAGUGUCAUUGUGUUUACAUAUGGCCACUUUUAAAAAAGCAAGCUAAGCAUUUAAUGCGUACUCGAUUACUGAUUUGCCAACGUUUUACCAAGGUUGAUAUAAACUUCAUGUAUUUUAUAUAAAUUGUAUACAAAUUGUUUUUUCCACCUUCUGCAUUGUUCAGAUUUAUCUCAGAGCUGUUUCGUUUUAUCUUAAAGCUGUUUUGCCUUGUUUUGUCUUACAGCCAAAAUCCUAAAUCUGGUAGAAUAGUCAACUAGACAACAAAAACUACAGCGCAAUAAUUUCCUUAAUCGGUCAUAAAAUAUGUGCAAUUGUGCACAAAUUAUAAACCCUUUGUCCAUACUAUUAUUUGUACAUGGAAAAGAUUUCCAAAAGACAGCUUUGAAACAAGGUUUUUGUGACAUAAUGUUAUGUAUAGGUUUGUUACGCCUGUGGUGACAAGCAGGGAUGUCCAACAUGGCGAUUCAAUGUUUGGCUUGUUUUAUUAUAGCAUUGGUUAAAUUAAACAUUGAUUGCUAUUGUGUUACAACACAGUGGUGAUUAUCAGUCUUUUAUGAACAUGGGUUUUUUCCAGCUUAUAUAGAGAUUAAAAAUAUGUUAGCCUCCUCAGAGCAUAAGCUUAUUGGGAGGGUAACAUGAUUGCCCUUUGGCAUGAUUAUUCAUGUAGAAACAAUUUAAAACAAUCCUGUAUUGUGUUUCAUAAUUACCCAUUAAUGUUUGCCUCAAGGUAUGUUAUCAAAACUUCCUGAUGAAAGGUCUUUGCUCAAAGCUUUGAACAGUUUUUAACUUUUUCAACCAUUUCAGACCAAUUACAGACCUGUCAACUCUCCCGACAUAGCUGGGAGACUCCCAGUAUAGACCUGUGAUCUCCCGGUAGUGAAAAAUUUCUCCCGAUAUUGGCAAUUAUCCUGAUUUCUUGUCGAUCUUAUUGAAUUUUAUCAAAAAAUAUCCACGCGCGGCUGCGUUUCGUUUCAUCCAUUUAUUGUAAAUGUAAUGACUUCAUUUUAGAUUCUAUAAUGUUCGGAAAGUCAAAGUAUUUGUUAAAACAUGUCUUCAUGUUGUAUUUUCAGUCCUAGAUAGUGACCAAUUUAACAUUAUUCAAGGUCUUCUUGUGCUGCGAGUGUGUAGCUAGGAGUUUGAAUGAGCCACUAAUCUGAUUGCUCUAAUGAAAAGGACUUUGAUGGGUUUUCUCCCUCUAAACAGCCAAUUCUCCCACCAAAUUAAGUGUUUAAUUAAAUAAGAAUUCUCCCUCUAUAUCAGUCGCUAAGGUUGGCAGGUCUCCAAUUACCAGAUAAUUUGAGAUAACCUAGGUCAUGCACCUUUAUGCAGACAUAUUUAAGACCUUGUUUACAUUGUAUAAACAAUAUGAAAACUUCAGAUUGAUAGGGCGUAAAAAAUAACUGUGGUUCCUGACCGACCCUAUUUUUUUCUGCCGACCCUAUUAUUUUUUCAAUGCGAUUAACUGUGUGACCCUAUUUUCUCCAGGUUGUUGCGGGCUGCUCAUACAGCGUGCCAAAAUGGCAUCUGUUGUCACACUAAUUAUUGAACCAAAUUCGUCCAUAGGAAAUACGCAUCUCUAGUUAAUAUUGAUGUCGCGACUCUACUGCAAAUCGCCCAGCAAAAAAACGCCAAAACCAUGAAAAAAAUAUUUUUAAAAAAAUUUAUUUCCGACCUACCGACCCUAAUUUUUUCACGAUAUGAAACCAGAACCACAGGUAUUUUUUUAUGCCUAGGGAUGCAACUGCCUGAAAAUACAUGUGAAACUUCAUAGCCAAACUAACUUUCCCGACGAAGAGCCUUCACUCGAAACGUCUAGUUUUAUUUGUAUUUUUCAAGUAGCAGCAUCCCUCUCAAUCCAUAGCUUUCUGGUGUUAUUAUCAUUACCUACACUAGCAGAGGCUGUUCAUGAUUAUAUAAACAAUUGACCAUUUCAAAGUUCAUGAGUGGACUGGGGACGAGUGUUAAAAAGUGCCCAGAUUAAGAAAUGAACCAAAUCACUAAAAAGACCAUCUCAAAAUUAAUAAGUAUACAAAGUUUGAAGAUGUUUACAUGAAUUCCCUUCGAAUAACAAGCUUUCGAAAAUCACAAAAUUAUUGAUUAAAAGAUUGUUUGCCCCAAAAACAAAGAUUACAAUACAUUUCAUAGUAAAUAUCACAAUUUUCGAAAGCUUAUUAUAUUCAAACGAUAUUCAUGUAAACGUCUCCAAACUUUGUAUACUUGCUAAUUUUGAGGUGGUCUUUUUAGUGAUUUGGUUCAUUUCUUAAUAUGAGCACUUUUUAACACUCGUCCCCAGUCCACUCAUCAACUUCGGAAUGGUUAAUUCACUUUUGGUUUUCGAUUUCAUUUUAAAUUUUCAUUUGAUUUAGAACUUGUUAUGCGUUGAGAAAGCAGCAAUCCAGUAACAAUGCCUAUCUCAACCCCUCAAUGGACGGAGUUUUUGACAUGUCCAAUUUGCUCGCAUGAUUUUAACGAGACCCAAAGACAACCAAUCAGUUUAGGCUGUGGUCACACGGUGUGUAAGUCAUGCCUGUCGAGUCUUCACCGGACUGUUUGUCCUUUUGAUCAGUCUGCCAUCAACCUUAAAAUGGAUGUUUUGCCGAUAAACUAUGCUUUGCUUCAACUUCUUGGAUUUGUGAUCCCAACACCAUCUUGUCCAGAUGUUCCGAGGAUUAUCGAAAACAAGGAUCAGUAUUUCUCAGCAAAAAAAUCUAUAGAAGAACUAGCGUUGUUUCUAAGCCCUCUUGUUUCGAAAAACGGUUCGCCAUCUGAGGCAACCAGCAAUGGUUUAACGAACGGUACUUUGUCUCGACCAAUGCAUCGAAAGCUUGUUACCCUCGUUAACUGCCAAUUAGCAGAAGAGGAGGGAUGUGCACGCAUUAUGAGAGCAAUUAGAAGUCUUGGUGAGAGGACAGUCUUAGAAUUUAUACUCCUUCAUCAAAAUUCUGCCCAGUUGUCGCAGAAUCUCUGGACGGCUGUACGAAAUCGGGGCUGUCAAUUUCUAGGGCCCGCCAUGCAGGAAGACGCUCUCAAAUACAUACUGUUGACGUUAGAAGGAGGUGAAGCUUUAUCAAGGAAAGUGAUUGUUUUGUUUGUGGUUCAACGGCUUGAGCAGUUGUUUCCACAUGCAUCAAAAACGAGUAUUGGCCAUGUUGUACAGUUAUUGUACAGGGCGUCAUGUUUUAAGGUAAAUAAAUUAAAAACUAACUUUGUUUAACUGUUCUCCCUAGAGGUCCAGUAAGAGUCAUCUCUUAUUGAUCCAGUGUUAUUACAAGAGGAAACCUAAACUAACUGGAUAGCUCCAUCAGUUCUAAACUGUUCUCCCUAGAGACUCAGUAAGGAUCAUCUCUUAUUGAUCCAGUGUUACUACAGGAGGAAACUUAAACUGAGCUAACUUUAUUAUACUGGAUAGCUCUAUCAGUUCUAAACUGUUCUCCCUAAUGUGCACAAACCGCUGUGCCGCCAAAUUCAUCAACAUUGUAAAUAAUUUGUGCUAGGUAACGAAGAGAGACGACGAGUCAUCACUUAUGCAAUUGAAGGAACAGGUGAGUGGGAAAUUAGUUUCAAACACACUAAUCUGCAAAUUUGGUGCAACCCUCCCUCCCUACAAUAUACCCAUGCACACACACACCACCACCACAACCCCCACAAAUUCAGCAUAAAGUAGGUAACCCUCCCAAAUUGUACCCAAAUGCACCUCAUCUUACAAGAUGAUUUUAUUGGUCAAGGGGUUGAUAAAUUGUGUGUUCAAUGUGUGUUGUUUUUAGUUUCGGACGUACGACUCAUUGAGACGUGAGCAUGACUCGCAGAUCGUCCAGAUAGCUCUUGAAGCAGGUUUGCGUAUAUCUCCUGAACAGUGGUCAGCGUUACUGUAUGGUGAUCAGGGACACAAGUCACAUAUGCAGUCUAUUAUAGACAAGGUAGGUUGAACUAAAAUGGUCUGGCCUUCGUUGGGAAACAUACUUGUAUUUGUCAGGAAUCCUUAUCAAUCACAGUUUUCUAGGAUAAACUAAACUAAAACGAACUGCAUUAUUUGUUCUGAACAUAGAUAUCUUAUAUGCACUAGAUAGUACAUCUAAUUAUUCUGCAAUUCAAAAAUUGAAGCCGUGAUUGCAGACUCAGGAUAUUCCCAUGAAAUGAGAAGAUUCGUAUGUUUUCUAUUUCUUCAACAGGGAACUUAAACAUCAAGUUAAACCUAUUCCAAAUACAUUUUCAAACUAUUCAAAUGAUGAAAGUUAUUGUUGUUUUUUAAGCGUUUAUUAGGGAGUGGGAAACUCCAACAUGGCCAUCUAUUCAAAUGGGGGUAACCGCUGGAAUAUUUUUGGCUUCAAUUUUACUAAAAGAGAUGCGCUAUCUAGUUUAUAUAAGAUAUCUAUGGUUCUGAACUGUUCUCCCUAGAGAUCCAGUAAGGAUCAUUCCUUGUUAGUAUACAGUUGGUACAGGAGGAAACAAUUUUAUUUAUACUGGACAGCUCUAUCAGUUCUAAACUGUUUGCCUCGCAAGGUGCAAAGCAGAUGCAAAAGCUGUUGUGCCGUCCACUAAAAAUACUUGAAGUUUCAUUGCGAUUUCAAAAAUUUCAUAUCUAUUUAGCUCCAAACUCCAGAGUCCUUUGCCUCGAGUAUCCAAGAACUGACGAUUGCGUUACAGAGGUCUAGUGAUCCAGCACAGCUUGGUCGUUUAAGAGAACAUUUUGAACUUUUGUCCAGAAUUGAUGGCUCACCAGGUGGGAUACAGAUUCAAGCCUCAUGUAAGGAAUUGAAGCAAAUUACUAACUUAAUCAAAUGACAAACAUAACAACAUAAAUCUUGUGUUCUUCAGAUGCCACCAUUCCGACCUGGCAAGAACUGGAAGACGCUUUAAAAGCUGUGACUGCUGUGGUUCAAGGACUUGUUGACUUUACCAAGGUGAGAAUUAACCCAAUGAGUGGCAGCACUCUCCACUUGAUGAGUAAAAUCGUCUGGCAUUAGAUAGAGUUUACAGUAAUAAAAAUGAAAACAUUGAUUUUUACAAUAUGACUUGUAUGCCAUUAUGAGACAUUGCCAUUUUGGCAGUUCAAUGAAUAAAAUGGCAGGCUAAAAUUGAUUUUACCUGCCAAAAAGUAGAUCAGUAGCUUAGGCCGCGUUAAACUAUGACGUUACGGCUAACACUCCGUUAAAAAUUUACUACGUUUCUAGUAUUAAUUAAGACUAUAUUGUGUUGACACUAUAACGGAGUGGUUUGCCGUAGCGUACUAACUACGGAAAUCAGUCUCGUUAAAAAUUCACUGCGUUUCUUAGUAUUGUGUUUACACUAUAACGGAGUGGUUUGCCGUAGCGUUUGGCACUCCGGAUGCAAUCACUACGCUAUGGUAAAUUUGCCGUAGCGUCAUAGUGUAUACGCGGCCUUAGUGCUGGUAUAUGAACGUCUUACGUACCUAUUUUUAUAUACACAGACCUUUCUUAUACUUGUUUCUUCGAACAGAGUCAUGGGAGCAGAGUAAAGACAACAUCAGAGCAACCUGUUCACAGCAAGUUUAAAACGAGUAUGUGCCGUGACUUUGCUCAACGAGGUUCAUGUCCAAGAGGCCAAAGUUGUACGUUUGCACAUUCCGAGGACGAACUUGACAAGUAAGCUUUAUUUGGCAGUUCUUAGUAGAAUUUGAGAAAACCUAAUUGUAAACCAGUGAGAUUGGAAAGUAGACCUGCAGCCAGACAGAUAAUUCUUACAGUAAUUAACAGUUUUGAAGUGUAAAUCUCUUGUAGUAGAUUUUUGCCAACCUAAUAGAGCUGUGCGGUUAACCGAAAAAUUCGGUUCUUCCGGUACUUUUUUUAGCACCGAAAAUUUAUACGCAAAAGAACCAGUAGUUUCGGUUUUAAUUUCCCGUUUAACGCCCGCUAGACGCCCACCUGAUUGUAGGUUGAAAUGUUUGGAAAAUAACAAGAUUGUCCUCUUUGUGCGCAAUAUGCACUGUACUAAGUGCUCAAAUAGUUGAUAUUUUCGUUGUGAUAGUUAUUGUUGUGAACUUGCUUUAAAUUUUUUUAAAAACUAAGAAAUAUUUCAUCUUUAUAAAAAAAUAACCAAUUGUUCUUUUAAAAUAUUUAGAGAUUUAUACAAACUUACAAAGUCAUAAAUUCAUCUAUUUAGUAAAAAUGCUCGAAACAUACAUAAAUGAGUUAAUACAUUUGUACUGUUCUUCUUUUUUGACAAUAACCGAAACCGAACCGAACAGAGGUUUUUUUGUUCCAAAAGAACCGAAACCGGAACCGAGAUUAAAUUUUUGUAACCGCACAGCUCUACAACCUAAAGUUCUCAAACAGCUUGCAAUACAUGAUCUUUGUGGUAUAGUUUCUUGCCUAUACUUGAAACAGCUGUAGUGGCCUUGAAAUAGAUGUCUUUUAUCACUCUCAAUUAUGUCAAGAAAAUUUUAUGGUUGGAGACAUUUUUAACCCAUUGCGCCCUACUUUAUUAUUUUACUCGUCAAGGGGAGAGUGCUGGCGUUUAAUGGGUUAACAAGUCGUUCAGAAACCUGAAGCCAGCAAUUUGUGUGGCCUUGGCAUUGUGUUCUAUCAAACAAGAUACUCAAAUCUUUUUUCAACAUUUUGCUUUCGAUUGUUUUAGAUAUCGUCGUAAGGCAAAGGGAGCCCGACCUGGAGGUAACGGGAUGGUGAACGCGAGAGGUGUUAUUGCUGAACAGUUGUCAUACUCGCCAUCAAAUCAUAAUGAUGAACCUGGUGAAAAUGGUCAUAGUAGUCGAAAUGGUUCGAUACGAACAUCGCCAUUGUGCAUGCAAAACAAUGGUAAGACCAAACCAUAAAAUGCAGGUUAAAACUGUCAGUACAACUUCUUGAGUUGUACUGUGUAAAUCAAGCACACAACUUGCCCACGUUGUCGUAAAUUAGUUGUGUGUUUGAUUUACACAGUACAACUCAAGUUGUAAGCAGGUUGCAUGCGACAGUUUUAGGCAAAAUGUGUGUAGUGCAAAUCUACCUUAGGUAAAAUGGAUAUACACUACACGCGUUUCGAUAAAUAUAUAAUUAAAAAAAAACACAUUGGUUUAAUGUGUUGGAGUCAUUUAUCUUUUGGCAUGAGUUCCAAUGUACUAAACGUUUUGUAUCAAACUGUCCACAGGUCAAGAUUACCCAGUGAGCACUUCGAGCUAUGGUUCGCAGUUGGUUCAUCGCGGGCACAACAACCACAAUAGCCAUGACGUGAUGGUGCAACAAUUACGUAACCUCAACAUCCAUGCUCAACCUCAGUCGAUGUAUAACGGACAAGAGAAUGGGUUUCGUAAUCCCAUAGUCACAGAUUGUCUUACGCCGCCACAUAACUCAGAACAGACCUUCAGUUAUUCCUGGAUGGGCAGAACUAAUGGAUACUCUGCUAUGAAUGGGAAUGGUCACGUGAACGGUCAUGUGAAUGGUCACGUUAAUGGUCACGUGAACGGUCACGUGAACGGUCAUAUUGAUAAUGUAGGAAGACCAGGUGAGGACUGACCUGCGAUCAGGUCAUAUUGGUGAUGUUAGACAUUAGAGGUGUGCAUCGGAUCGGAUUGGAAGUUUAUAAUCCGACAAUUGGCUAAUGUUUAAAAUCCAAUCCGAUCCGAAAUUGUCUGAUCCGAAUCCGAUCCGAGUUUUGAUAAAGAACUGAUUCCGAUCCGAUCCGUAUCCUUUAAUAAAAUAAAUUUAUCAUUCAAGUGGAAAUAUUUAACCAAAUAAUAAUUAUUAAUAUUAUUAUUAUUAAUAAUUAUUAUAUAAUUAAUUCAUUUUAUUUCGAAUAUCGAACUCCGAUCCGACUACGAAACAACUUUAUCAAUCCGAUCCAAUCCGAAAUGAAUAUUUUUGUUCCGAAAUCCGAACGAAUCGGCCGGAUCGGAUUCGGAUCGGAUUUGCACACCUCUAUUAGACAACGUACAUAAUUACACUUGAGGCAUAUAGUUCUAAAUGUUCGCGGAUUAUACAAUGAAUUACUCUGCCCAGCAAAACAAGACAAACUUUUGUUAAUCCAAUUUUCAUCGAAAUUUAACCAAAUUUAAUGUUUCCACAAACUAUAGGUCCCACACGUACUUCUCCACUUACAGUCGAGGAAGAAGCCGCUCUCAAUGGCCUGAACGGUUUGAACGGUAUUAAUGGAUUGAACGGGAUGAAUGGGAUCAUGAAUGGACAUUCCGACUACGCUGCUCAACGUCGCGUUGAAGAAAUACGCCGCCGUAAAAGCGAACUCUUGAACUACGCGCUAGAUCAGCGCUACCGUUGCGGUCAAUAUGUCCAACCAAACGGCUUCUUUCCUUCCAACCAGUUUUACCCGAACGAUGUGGGUCGCUACGGACCCGUUGGCACGCGGGUUAUACCAGAUAUUGACAGGUGUAAUGGGUACUCUCAAUACCCACCAAGCUCGUUAAGCUCGAGGUCGUUGAUCGAUGGCAGAGUUGACUUGAUUCAUACUCCAUACUUUCAUCCACAUCAUCAUUUCCAAGAUGCGAAGACUGGCUAUAUGAUCAAAAGAUCACCGGAUGACCCCGACUCUUUAAUAGAGGUGAGAUAGUGAGUGAUUAAAUAGUAUCAGAGGUAUUCACCGUUGCAGCAGUAGAGGGGGCAGGGACAGUCCCCCCCCCCCCCAAUAAUUUCUGAAGUCUUUGACCACGCUUGCCUUUCAAGCUGGGAGAGCCGGGUUUGGUACAUGGUCGAACCUCAAGGUCUUUGAAGAGAAAGAGCUACCUUUACAUUGACAUCAGUAAAUGGAUAGACUUUUGCGUCUUCUUGGAUAAGGACGUUAAAACCUCUGAUCCCCUGUCAAUAGACCUUUCCCCUUAUGAGUGAAAUUUUGAUCUAGAUAUGCCUGGGCAACAAUUUCAUCACAGCUUGAAAGAGCAUCACAAAAUUAGUAAUAUUCCGAAGUUUCGUUGCGAAAUGUUGUAUAAAAUGCGGAUAAUAUAGCCUUGCGAAAUUUGCCGUUUUUCAGUCAUUUUGCAUUACAAUCUAACAUUUUGCAUCAGUUUGACCAUCUGAUUAUCAAUUUCCCGUUUGUAAUACCAAAUGACUGAAAAACGGCAAACUUCGCAAGGCUAUAUUAUCCGCAUUUUAUAACAUUUCGCAACGAAACUUCGGAAUAUUACUAAUUUUGUGAUGCUCUUUCAAGCUGUGAUGAAAUUUUUGUCCAGACUGGUCUAGAUCAAAAUUUUCACUCAAAAGGGGAAAGGUCUAUUGGGUAAGGGGCCAUUCACAAAGGAUGUCCGAGCCAAGGGGGGGAGGGGGGUUUGGAAAAUCAGGACGAACUCGGACAUAGGGGGGAGGGGUUUUUUUUUUUGCAAUCCGGAUGUCCGAAAUUUAAAAAAAUUCAAAAACAAAUUUCUUUUUCCCUCUAUUUUGAGCAGUCCUUCCCAUUGUGAAAUUGGCAUUUUGACUGUGCGGUUAACACUAGAUUUUGUUUUAAUUAGUAAUUUAUAUGUUUUUGUAUUCACAUUUAUAGUUAUAAAAAAGUUCUAAAAGUAAAAAAAAUGUUUUUUACUCUUGACAUAUACAAGGUUGUGUGAGUUUUUGCGAGGCAUGGUGGAUGUCCGGGGGGAGGGGCGGGGGGGUCACUAAUUCGGACAAUGCCCGACAAGGGGGGAGGGGGGGUCUGAAAAUCCAUCAUUUGGCCGGAUAUCCUUUGUGAAUGGCCCCUAAUAUAGCCUGUUGGGAAAUCCGCUCACCAAUGAGUGAGAAACGCAAUAAACUCAAGAAAGCUUGGGUUUGACAUUUUCCUUUUUUUCUUAGGAUUCAGACUCGAGCAUAAAAACAGACAGCGAUUCUAAGAGUCUGUUUAUCGAAGACUCGACGGCAGCCGACGACACCACGUACACUCGGCCACACUUGAGUAGUGUUAGUAGCAGCGGUGUGAGUAGCGGUGACUCAUUUGGGAGUCAUUCCCCGAGGUCACAUUCCCCCCUCGCCUCUCCAAGACAGCAUUCCCCAGAUGUGUGGACCGGGUCAGCUGACACAGAUAUCAGUUCAUCUGUAUGGUCCAACGGAGAUUUUCCUCCCACGCCGUUUUUACCGCAGAGGUCUGAGGAGACUGACGUAGGAAAGGUCUGGACUCCUACUAAAUCUGAUGAGGUUGGGAUGAAAUCUCUUCCAUCUGUUUUAUGAAUGAUUAUAGUUUUUCUUGAAAAAUAUGGAUACUGGAUAUCUCUACCAGUUCUUUCCUAUGUGCCCAGUAUAUAAGAGCCGGUCUAGAUAGCUCUAUCAGUACUAUACUGGAUAGCUCUAUCAGUUUUAAACUGUUCUUCCUAGAGGUCCAGUAAGGAUCAUCACUUAUUGAUCCAGUGUUACUACAGGAGGAAACCUAAACUAAACUAACUUUAUUUAUACUGGAUAGCUCCAUCUAUUUAGUGGCAAUUUAAUAGAAUUUAGAGAUGUACUUUAAUUUUCCUCAUAUAUAAAUGUAAACAUUAUGUUGCCCGCUAUCCGCUUUCUGUAGACUUACUGAAACUCCGGGAAACUCACUUGACUGAUAUGCCCAUCUGCAGGUGCCCGGCAAACCUCGUGUGAACAGGUUCUUACCAACAUACAUUUCUUUUUCAGUUGCUUGGCUGGUCAGAUACCAGAAAAGAGAAAUGUAACGAAGGUGACAAGGAGCCUGCUCUAUGGGCAGCUGUGUCGAGUAAGAAAAGAAAUCACCAAGGGUUGUUGGACUCCAGCUCUUCAUUUAGUGGUUACUGGUCUGAUCCUGAAGUAACAACAAGGACAAGGUAACGGCUCUAUUCUAGUGGGUAAUCCCUUAAAAAAGUUUGGCUAACCUGCCAACUUCAAUGAUUGUGCUUUUUACAUAUGACUGGGGUAUGCAGUUCUAAAAUGUAGCCUCAUUCACAUUGAAGAGUACUUGUAGUUUCACUUACAAAACAGCAUAGGUUUCCUUCAGAUAUUCUGGUGUCCUCAUGUAGUAUUUGAGAGAAUAAGAGAUAAUCCUUACUGAAUCUCUAGGAAGAACAGUUUAGAACUGAUAGAACUAUCCAUUAUAAGUGAAGUUAGUUUAGUUUAGGUUUCCUCCUGUAGUAACACUGGAUCAAUAACAGAUGAUUCUUACUGGACCUCUUAAUAACUGAUAGAGCUAUCCAGUAUAAAUAAAGUUAGUUUAGUUUAGGUUUCCUCCUGUAGUAACACUGGAUCAAUAACAGAUUACCCUUACUGGACCUUUAGAACUGAUAGAUCUAUUCACCAUACGUUUAGUCAGUUACGUUGCUUAUUUUUGCCAAAUUUCCACUGCAGAUAUCAACAAAUCAAGGAUGAUGAGAUGAUUGCACGCACUCUGCAAAGCGACGAUGGUUCACCUGAGGUCCGACACGCGGACGUUACACCCUCGGCACCGCCGGCCUCGGAGAUAUACGAUGAUCAAACAAGUGAUGCUACGAUAGCUCUGGAGCUUCAGAAUAUGGAGAAUGAUGAACAUGGUGUGAAAGUUGAGAAAGAACGCCAGGCGUUUGAGGAGAGGAAAGAAAAGGAGAUAUUGAAAAUGAAACAGGUGUGCACCCCCGUCUAUCGGUGUUAUAGAUUACCUGAUAUAGACAUACCAGCUGUGGUCAGGGGGGAACAGUACUCCUACUGUGUGGUAAUGUCUGUUGAGGGCACUGGUACAUUUUGUACAUUGAAAGUUCUUAAAUUCUUAUGUUAUUUUCACCUCAGUUGCCUGUGAGAAGAGUCGGGCAGCUUAAAAAUAAUAGAACUAUCCACAAUAUAGAUAAAGAAAACUAGUUUAGUUAAUUAUUGAAAUAUCUUAAGAGCUGCUCUCAUCUUCGGUUCAUUAUUGAUUCAUCGUCAUCAACAAUUGAUUAAAAUUGAUUAAUCGUAUUGAAUAAACCUAGACCCAUCACAGUGGUUAAUGUCCCUUCCAAGAAGAAGGAAUGUUUUAAAGUUUUUAUUUGACAGCCAAUGAGAGUGUUAGUGGCAGCAGAGAAAUAGAAAAACAAGUCGCGUUUGUUGUUUGAUCACAUCGAUAAUACCAUCUUGUCGUAAUUUUUCAAUCCGGAAAGAAAGUUAUCCAGGUGUCAUGUUGAUUCAGAAUGAUCGAUUCUGACGAUUAAAAUUGAUCGAUCGAGGACCGCUCUAAAAUAUCUUGAUCAUGUUUUAGAUCGAAGACGACCACGAGAUGGCGUUACGUGUACAGAACGAGGAAGAGAACGUGAGAUAUGUAACAGACGAAGAAACGAUCAAACUCCACGAACGCCUUUACAAGGAACACCAAGAACGCGCCGUAGAACUAAGCAGUAAAGAUCAAGAAUCAAAAGAUCGCCGUCUUGCUGAAAGUUUGGUGUACGAAGAUGCAUGUAAGCAUGGCUUACAAAUGUUGCCUCGUGCUGACCCAGAGGUUCUCAAAUAUCCAGUGAAGAUCGUCCCUCGUGGUGCCCCACGUCCCUCACCUCCACUCAACGUUGACGUGUUGGAAUCGUCUGUACCAUAAAGGGUUAGUGUUAAGGUUCGUUUAUACCAUACAGUGGUAGAUUAAUUUUCCAAUUCUACCAAGGUACAAAUGCGACUCCACCACCUGGCUCAACUAAAUCUAGGAAAUCUUAAACAGAUCUUUGCAUUUAAAUUACCAGCUAAAAUUUAAGCCAUCUGCUAACUGUUAGUAAGAUAUUUUGAAAGAUGUUAGUUCCAAAUUGCUAUCGUUUGGCAGCUCUCAAUUAAAGUAUUUUGUCAGUUGUCGAUCGAAAAUACAGGCAAUUUUUAGGAGGUCAGGUGACCUCAUUGAGAAGUAAGAAUGAGCACAGAAAUUGCAAGUACCACUUUUGCCCUGCCUCCAAGGAAGAGUUUUGGUGGUCUACUUCGGAUUGUCUGGUGUAAAUGAACCUUGAUUUAGAAAUAUGGCAAUGUUCUAGUGUGUUUAUUGACUGUAUGAUAUAAGUAUGUCUAGCAUUUUAAUUCGUAGCCUUUUACUGUUUAGUCUGUUUUGUUCACGGGCUUCAAGUCUUCGAGAUUGUAAUAGUUGUAGUUUAGUUUAUAUAGCAUUCAAGAGUAUUGGGUUGCACCUAGAUGUAGAGGGGGUAGGGCUUGAUUUCCAGGGGGUGUGCACAACCUUUAUUAAAUAUAUGAUAAAAGCAUUUUUGUAUUUGAGGAUUCGAAAUAAUCGUUUGUAUAAUAAAUCAAGUAGUUAUUAUUUGUAAAAAAAACUUUAAAAAUGAACCAAUGUGUGCCCUCGUGUAGAGCGCGCGUGUGACCCCACGCGUGUAUCAUCGCUCGUUGAAUCCCACGCGUGUAGUUCAUCACGCGUGUAACCACGCGUGUAUGACCACGCGUCGCAGGGUGCAUUUGGAUUAAAAUUGUAUAAAAUGGGAUUUAUGUAGAUAACUUUCCGUAGUUUAUAUCUAGUUGUUAAACAAAGCAAAAAAUUAUGCUGUAGAUGAAAUUCAUAGAAAUAUUAUGUGGACUUUAUUAAACCGUCUCUGUAAAGUUUUGGGAUUUUAGAGUUGGUUAAAGUUUCUUAAAUUAAACACAGUAUGCAAACAAUAGUUGGGUUUCGCUAAGUAGUAUCAGCAUCCCCCCCUGAACGUCCGUCAUUUUGAAUAUUAUCAGGGGGGUGAAUGCCUCUCAUAAGCGCACUGGCUAGGACCAUGGCGUCAGCAUUUUGAUGAUGAAUUAUGCCAAAAUCAUAGGAAAAAGUAAGAAGUCGGGCUUCUGUUUGUCUCUAUUCUGUGACAGUAUGGUACAGUAGAUGGUGGUUAACCUGCAGUUAGCGGAUUAAGAAAGUCAUUAAUUGUAUGUUACCCACUUAUAUUUGGAAAUAUUAGUUUAAUUGUCUUGCUUUAUAGAUUAUAAGUGUAAACAUUUCAAAAGUUGAACACCAUCUUUGCCAUGUCACAAUACCAAUAUUAAAAUUAGCACCAACUAAUGCAUACACGAACGUAGGAUUCUGAAACUUUACAGGGUUAUGGAUACAUCAGAUAUCUCAGAUAAAUCUAUAGUUUGUUGUGAACUCAGUGUAUUUUAUUUAAUGAAACAUGGCUGAACGCGUGUGGCGUGGCAAAAUAUAGAAUUGCUUUUUAUUUAAUGAUUUUUAUAGCGGUAAGCUGGUCAGAUCGAUAUAGCUUUAACAUGUAGCUGUAAAUGACAUAUAGUUAAUUGUAAAUUGAUUAAAAAAAUUCUUUGAACUUGUGUUGUAUUGUUUUGAGUUUCAGCGAUG
Messenger RNA from Paramuricea clavata, 15377 nucleotides. NCBI's taxonomy places the organism in Eukaryota, Metazoa, Cnidaria, Anthozoa, Malacalcyonacea, Plexauridae. The record is from the annotation of a GenBank genome assembly.